This is a messenger RNA of Plutella xylostella (diamondback moth), 2330 nucleotides long. RefSeq names its product Zinc/iron regulated transporter-related protein 89B (gene Zip89B). The record is from RefSeq and is a predicted model, not a curated record. Gene Ontology annotation, cellular component: plasma membrane. NCBI's taxonomy places the organism in Eukaryota, Metazoa, Arthropoda, Insecta, Lepidoptera, Plutellidae. Gene Ontology annotation, molecular function: zinc ion transmembrane transporter activity. Gene Ontology annotation, biological process: zinc ion transmembrane transport.
CGGGAGUGGAGUGGCACAGUCCGGCCGCGCCGCUCCGAGCCGGCGCACGCGCAUCCUAUCAGAUUAUCAGACCGUAUAAAAACAACUGCCGGUGCGCCGCCCUGCACACUGCUUCAACAUGUCGGUGGAACAAGUGGUUCGUUUAGACGAGGCGGCAGACGGCGUGGUGCUGGCCAAGGGCGUGGCCAUGGCGGUGCUGUUCUCGGCGUCGAUGGUGUGCGGGCUGGUGCCCACGCUGCUGGCGCGGCGGCUGCGCUGGGUCACGGCGGACGCGGCGGGGAACCUCAAGUCCAGCAACCGCGCCGUCCGCUCGCUGCUGUCCUUCGGCGGAGGCGUGCUGCUUUCCACCACCUUCCUGCACCUCAUGCCCGAGAUCCAGGAGAACAUCGAGACCUUGCAAGCGCAAGGCAGGCUGCGUCACUUCGACUUCUCUCUCUGCCCGCUGCUGACGUGCUGCGGCUUCUUCAUCAUGUACCUGGUGGAGGAGCUGGUGCACCUCUACAUCCACCGGCGCGAGCGCAGCGCGGGGAAGGCGGCGCCGCUCGUGAGGAACAUGAGCAUCAGGCGCAGCCGGACCGGCAGUGGCGACAAGAGUGUCACUAACUCGACUGCUGAUCUCAUUGAUCCGGACACUUUGAAGAAGGAGAAGGACGUGGAAACUAACGAUCACAAGCACCAGCACCAUGGCCACAGCCACGUCGCCCUGACCGCAUCAAACGGCGACGAUGUAACGACCGCCUUGCGAGGCCUUCUCAUAGUCCUGGCCCUUUCAAUCCAUGAACUCUUCGAAGGACUGGCUGUUGGACUUGAAUCUGAUGCCAGAAAUGUUUGGUACAUGCUGGGAGCCGUUUCAGCUCACAAGCUGGUCAUUGCUUUCUGCAUCGGCGUGGAGUUGAUCGCCACCCGCACUAAAACCUGGCUGGCUGUGAUCUACAUCACUACCUUCGCCGUGGUGUCUCCUAUGGGCAUCGGUAUAGGCAUCCUGCUGGUGGGUGGGCAAGGUGCGACGGCUGCCGGGGUGUACUCCGUGGUGCUGCAAGGCAUUGCGUCGGGGACCCUCCUGUACGUCAUCUUUUUCGAGAUCUGGAAGAGCGACACCACGGGCAUCUUGCAGUACUUCGCUGCCCUACUCGGGUUCUGCCUUAUGUUUGGACUGCAGUUGAUAACUCCGCACUCGCACAGCCAUGGCGGCGACGACGGCGACCACGGCCACUCGCACGACACGGGGGCGUCCCACGGACACUCACAUGACUAGAAAUAUUCGCUUUUGAGCGGAGUCUACACGAUAAGACCGUACACGUAGGGACCGAGAGACUUUUUGUGACAAAAACGGUGGAAUCGGAUCACGCAAUGUUUCCAUAGGAGCGGGUUAGGACCGUACCAUAAUGUAGGUACUACUGUUAUCGUGUAAACGCCACUUUAUGGCUUCCCAUGGCCUUAGCUUAUCAAGUGCCACCUUUCAAAGGUUACAAAGUAUUUUUAGUGUAUAAAUAACUCAUAAAUUACUACCACGGAAAGAAAGUAGGGAAUAUGAACCCAAAUUGGGAAUGUAAACUUAUUACAAAAUAUAUAAGUGUGCCGCGUACUUAAGUAGUAAAUAUUAUUUAGGUAACUUGUUACAAGUUACUAAUUCAUUCGUUCAUAAUUUUUACUUUCUUUUCUUUCGUUUAAGACAUUGUAAGUUGUGAAGUAUUAGAUUAUUAUAAUUUUAAAUUAGAACAGGGAUACGAAGAAGGGAUUCUAGUCAUCCUAACUAUACUUUUAAGAUAAGAUAAGAGCGGGCGAGAUGUCCGAUUUUGUAUUGUUUGUAUAAUAAGUUUGAACUAAUUUUCCAAACUCUGUUAGCAAAGGCUAUUAAGUAAAAUCUUAAUUUAAAAAUGAAGUAAGUACCUACUUACUUACUUUAAAAUAAUAUUAUGUUCUUGGUGAAGUUUAACAGUUAUGUACUUACUUGCAUUGUAACUAAAAAGACAGCGCGCUAGCGCAACCUAACAGAGUAAGGUGAAGUUAUGCUUUAGCGUAAGUUAUGCACAUGUAAGAUGUGUAUAUGAGAACAAUUUGAUUUAACUCAUAUCCGAUCGAUGAAGACACUGACAAUAGUUAUACUUAUAAAAUAGUAAACAGUUUUUUUUUACCGUGUUUAAAUAUUUUAACCGUAAAAAAAUCUUAAUAAAUAAAUUAUUGAAUUACAAGGAAUCAUACAAUUAUACAAUGUACAAAAUUAUAUAGAACCUAUCGUUAAAUGACUGUGAUAUUAUUAAACGAAACAGUGAUUAAUAGGACAAAAACGCAAAUCAUGUGGAAAUAAAUGUCUUCUGAUUACAUCCAUA